AUUUUAUAUAUGAUCAUAACGAGAUGACGACGACAUUACGCAGAUCGUCGAGAAGGAGCACUCAGGCUAGUGAUGGAAAAGUGAAUACUAUCGUUGCUUUGCCUGAAAAGAGAAACGGAGCAAAGUCCGCCGCAAAGGCUUCAGCAAAAGAGGUUCAAAAUGAAGCAAAGGAUAAUACCAUUUUGGUAGUGAAAGGGAAAAGGAAAGCAAAGGAUGAGGUGUCUGAAGCAAGUCCACCAGUCAAUGCUGCAAAAGCUGCCAAAACAGCAGACGAAGAAGUCUCCGGCGAAGAUAGCUUUGAUUCCGUAGAAGCGAAUCGAUUAAAGCAAAUGCUUCAUUAUGAACGACAAAUUAUCGAGGGUGAACGAAAGCGACUUGCAAUGGAAGGCUGCAAAGAUAUUGUUGAAGCGAUGAAAAGAUUCGCAAUCAUUGGAGUUGAUGAAGUUGGAGUUGGACCAUUAGCAGGACCAUGCGUAAGCGGAGCAGUUGUUUUGAGUAUAGGAGUUGCAGAUGCAAAAUCAAAUUAUAAUUUGGCAAAUUUGGCCGGCAUUAAUGAUAGCAAAAAACUUAAACCUGCUCAAAGAGAAGCUUUGGCAAUUCAAAUUAAACAGUAUAGUAUGGCAAAUAAUCUCGGCAUUUGUACUUCACAGGAAGUGGACACCCUCAAUCCAAGAGCGGCAUCGAUGGAAGCAAUGCGAAGGGCAGUGACUGGAUUAUUGGAAGGUCCUUUGGCAGGCUAUCGUGUUCAUCUUUUGGUAGAUUAUCACACCGUUCCUGGAAUUGCAGACACGAUCGGACAAACAUGUUUAGAAAAAGGUGAUGCAAAAUCACAAUCAAUCGCCGCUGCUUCUAUUAUUGCAAAAGUGUAUAGGGAUGAAUAUAUGCUUCAACUUCAUCAAUCUUAUCCGCAUUUUGGAUUCGAUCGAAAUGCCGGUUAUGGAACGGCAGCACAUAUGGCAGCUCUGAGAAGUGGUUUGAUUUGUCCUGAACAUCGGCUUUCAUUCACGCCUGUCCGUCUGGCUUAUGAAAAGAUUCAACAAGGAAAAGAUACGACAGAGGAAAGCAAAGCUGAUGUAUCUACUGCAACCGAGCUAAUCCGUUCCGAUAGCCAGAAGGAGAAUGAAUUAACCGAAGAAGUCGAUCAGAAGGUUACCGGUCGAUCGGCAGGCAGAUCCUCCCGCGGGAAACCAUUACGAGCAUCGCGAAAGCCGAACAAGAAAUAAAAAUGGAGCUGUCCUGUCACCUUAAAUUACAUGUACAUUAUGCAUUACACUUGUUACAAAUACAGUAUGUCAAUUACGACCAUUAUCUCAACGAGCUUGCAACGCUAGCCUUUGCUUUACUCUCUGCUCGUUUCUCUUCCCUCUGCUGCCUUCUGAUCUCCUCUCCUUUUCUGACUGUUUCCCGUAAUUGUUCUUCCGUCAAGCCAGGCUCUUCGAAUCGUUCAUAUUGAUCCUUUGCGAGAUCUGCUUCAUAUU
This is a messenger RNA of Meira miltonrushii, 1478 nucleotides long. Its product is annotated as ribonuclease H-like protein. Lineage: Eukaryota; Fungi; Basidiomycota; Exobasidiomycetes; Exobasidiales; Brachybasidiaceae. The transcript has a single exon. Gene Ontology annotation, biological process: mismatch repair; DNA replication, removal of RNA primer. Gene Ontology annotation, cellular component: ribonuclease H2 complex. The record is from RefSeq and is a predicted model, not a curated record. The coding region runs from base 24 to 1223 and encodes 399 amino acids. Gene Ontology annotation, molecular function: RNA-DNA hybrid ribonuclease activity; RNA binding.